This is a messenger RNA of Didymodactylos carnosus, 3234 nucleotides long. The record is from the annotation of a GenBank genome assembly. Lineage: Eukaryota; Metazoa; Rotifera; Eurotatoria; Philodinida; Philodinidae.
AUGUCAACGACAAACGACAAUUAUUGUCUAACAUCGUCCUCUUCAUCCUCGUCUUCCACAACUACAACACCAAGUGGAUUAUUAAGAUCAGAAUCCAGACAUUUAACAGCAUCAUCAUCUCAUGGUAUUCCUGAUGUAUUAGGAAAUGAACAAAUUGAUUUGAAUCGGUUGAAAAAAACUGCGUCACUCAAUCAUACAAAUAUUCCCAAAACUCCACGAAUACAUCGUACGCUGUCAACAUUGGAUAGUGUUUUAAAUGUCUUAGAAGAACAUGGGAGAACAUCUAAAAUCGAAAUCGAUAAUCUUGUGGAAGAAGUAGAGAAAGGUCAACAUCAUUUAACUCGAAAAUUACAUGAAUCACAAACUCAAUAUCUUAAAUUGCAAGCUCAUACGGCUAGUAUUCAAAGUUUGAAAGAAUGUUAUUGUCGAUAUGUGAAACUAUUGGAUGGUGCACGAACAAUGUUUAAUGCUUAUCAAAAUUCAAAGAAGCCAAUAUCGUUAGUAUCAACAACUUCGCAAGUAAAAUUAGGUUUAAAAGAGUGCACUCAAACGUUAUGUGCAAUUGAAGCACAAUUGGAAUCGAUGCUUGGCACAUUUGUAUUAAAAUUAAAUGAAAUUACUGGUUUUUCUCGAAUAUGCGUCGGUGAUGAAUAUGAAAUCAUUCUACGUUAUGGUCAACAAAAACAUAAAACAAGAGGAAAAAUACAGCGUGAUAAAACGCAGACGUGGAGUAAAAAUCUAUUUUCUUUGAAAGCAAAAUUAGCUGAUUUGUUAUUUAUUAAAGUUAGUGAAAUCAAACUAUUGGGUACAUUGCAUACAGUCGGAAUUAAGUGUUUUGAAGUAAAUAAUUUGUAUUCGAUCAAUCAACAACGAAUGGUUGUCAAUGCCAAUCAAGCGGCAACAAUCAAGUUACAAUUUGUUGUCUUUUGGGAUAUGUACCAUCAGGUUGAUACUAAAUUUACUUAUUAUAAUCCAAAUCGCUCUUAUUCUGAUGUUACACGCACGUGGUCAAUGUUUAUUGGUAAUAGCACAUUAUUACGUACAGUUAACGAUACAUUAUCGAAUCGUCCAGUACCUUCCAGUCUAUUCAGUUCGCCUUCAUCAUCGCCAUCAUUAUUGAUUGCAAAACGUGUAUCAUCAUUUUGGCCAGUUGAAAAUGAUCUGUUUCAAAUGGAAUUGAAACAGCGUUUACAAACACAAAAUGAGACAACAAAAUUGCCAGUAUAUGCUGAAUGUUCAAAUGAAGAAUCUCUUUCAGCUGACGCAGAAGCUGUUUAUGAUGAAAUCGAUUCAUUGGCUAAAAAACAGCAUGAUAAUACUCACAUGCAAUUAGAAGAGACUAUUGAAAAGAAAGUGGACGAUCUACAGUGUUCACCUGAUGUACCGACUACAACCACAAUAAUAUCGAAUAGCAACAAAUCAACUUUAGAAGAAAAUAAACAAUCGGAAGAAUUUGUUGAUAUGAGAAUAUCAAUAAUACCAAGUGAAAAUGAUGAAAAUCAUCAAUUACGUUCAGAAGAAGCAAUAAACAAUAAAAUACCAGCAUUAUUAAUCGAAGAACCAUCGACACCAACAAAUGUUGAAGAAGACAAAAAUAAUAUAAAUACACAAGAAGAUGAAGAAGCAAUAGAGCAUAAUACAGAGAGUGACUUCCACGAUGAAAUUCAUGAUCGAUCACGUUCUUUAUCGUUAGGCAUCGAUUCAUUAGACGGUGAUAAUAGUGUUUAUGAAUUAGAAAUGUUGAUUCAACAGAUUAAAACAUGUUUAGAUGAUAUAAGAUUAGAAAAUGAACAAAUUGUUUUUGAUCAAUUAGAUGAAAAUAUGUGUGAUUUAGAUUCAACAAUAAAACAUUCUAUACAUGAACAAACAGAACGAAAUUUAGAAAUUGAAGAUGUCAUGGAAAGUUUUGAAUUUUUAAAUGAAAUAUCUGAAGAAGUAGAAGAACAGCAAUAUCAAACAAAUAUUACUGAACACGAAGAAGAAUCAAAACAGCAAGCAAUUGGUGUUACUAUUGACGAUGGUGCAAUAUCAGAUCAUUCUGAUUUUGGUCAGAAAACAAUUGAUUCGGGUUUCGUUGAGUCAUCAAGACCUUAUACUCCGGCAUCAGCUAUAAGUGCAACGACGACAAAUGAAUCGAUCAAUGUAGUUAUUGUUGAAUUAUUAGGAAUUGUUUUAAAAUUAUUAUACUAUAUACAAAAUCGACUGAAUAUUUUGAGAGAUUCUGAAAAUUUAACAGUUAUAAAAAAAUUACUGGAACAAAUUGCACAAUUAAAAGUAGCUUUAUUAUGGUGUAAAAAUGAAGUUCGAGAUGUUAAACAAGCAUUAACAUUAUCAAAAUGUUUACAUAUAGAUGAAAUUAUUGAUUUUUGGAAUCUAUGUAUUUUGGAUCAUAGUAACAAUUUUUAUUCAUCAUAUGAUCGUUGUAUAUCUCAGUUAACAAAUUAUAUCAAAGAAUUUGAUUGUGUUAAAUCGAGUUAUCCGGAUGAUGAUCAAUCUUCAUUGACAGCUCUUAGUGAACAUAUACUCUCAAAUCUUUGUUGUUUACCGUAUAUAUUUAUUCGCCCAAAACAUGUCUCGCUCUUACAAAUCUUAUUUUUAUUUAAUGAUAAACAAAUGUUCGAACAAAAUUUAAAACUCUCUAUUGAACAAGUUAAUUUUGCCAAAAAUAUUGUUAAUAUGAUUGCGAAUAAUGAUUAUAAAAAUCUUGCAAUGAUGUUAAAUAGAAAUACAUUAAAUAACAUCCAACUUAUCGAUCAGAUAAUAACAGAGAUGAAUUAUAAGAUCCCAGAUGAAUUUAUAAAUGAACUAUCAACAGAAAUUCGUCUAGAAUUAAUUAAUCAAUUAAAAUCAUUAUUAAACAAAAGUGGACCGUCCGUUCGUUUGGCUAUACAUAAAACAAUUCUUCGUUUUUUCGAAUUAAGUGGUGUUACAAUGGGUCACAAUAAUCGAAAACUUGCGCAGAAAGUUACAUCAAAACAUCAAAAGAAACCAAAAACUGUUAAAACAAAUUUAAAACGUUUAAAUGAACAUGUUCGAGAUAAAGUUGAUCAAUUGGAUAAAACCUUGACAAGUAGUGACAAUAGUAAAACGUCUCUCAAUGUUGAUAAAUCAACAAUAAAUGUAACAAAUCCACUUAGAGAAAAAUUACAACGUGAUUGUGAAAAACAAACAAUGUCAAUAGACGUAUCGACAUUAGUAAGCGAUACAACUGAUAAGUUAGCUACAAUGCAAUGA